GGCCAUGGCAUCGUCUGGCGUCGAGAUGCUCGACCGCAGAGACUAUACACCGAUCGCCGGUAGUACGCCCGUGUCCGGUGGCCUCUUCCACCUUCCGCCGCCCAGCGCCCUCGCCGCGCUCGUCCAGCGCAUCAAGGCCGACGUACCGCAUGCCACAGAUGCCAUCGAGGAGCUUACGCGCGUGCUGGCGGCGCCGCGCCUCGAAGUCGAAUCGCUCGGCGGGUCCAAGCCCAACAAGCACUGGCGCGUCUCGUACACGCAAGAGCGCAACACGAAGCUCACCAUGUACGCCAAAGAAGCGUGGCGCGAGUCCCACGACGAUGCGGUCAAGGCCGAAGUCGCCGACGUCAUCGCGCUCCUCGUCGCCGAGCCAGCGCACCGCGACGCAACACUGCGUCUGCUCUACGAGUUUGUCGCGGGUGGUUUUGGGUUUGUGCAAAGCGCCUUGUACUUUGCGAUCAGCGACCAGCCAAGUCCGUUCCUCACCUUUCUCUCGUCCCAUCUCGUGGCCAAGUCGCCGCUGAUUUUGAACGUGCUGCAGCAGCUCUGCGAGAACCACCAUGCGCAGUGGCAGAGCCUCAUGCACCUCGAUCGCAACUCGUCAUGCCUUCUUCGCGCCUGCGAUCUUCUUGCGUCGCUCACCGCCGAGCCGCGCGUCCUCAACCUCGAGAACGUGCACAUGCUCUGCGACGUGCUCAUGUUUCUCAGCGAGGCGUGCCAAGGUCCGUGCGCGCAGAACCAAGACCAGCUCCUCUCGACGCGCGCCGUUGCGAUCGCAGCCGACAUUGUUCUCUCGUCCCGCAAGGCGCCCGAGGCCUUUGACGAUGCGGUGCCGACGAAGCUCCAGAUUACACUGCAGCACCACGCGAGUGACUUGCUCUUGGCGCUGCUCGAAGGCCGGUCGGACGCCCGCGUUCACAAGGCGCUCAUUGAUGUGUUCCCGAUUCAAAAGGUCAUGACGCACUUUACGAGCAGCUUCCGCGCCAUCAACGAAAAGCUCGGGACGAAGCGACACCACUUUUUCUCGCCGCUCAAGCUCCUCGAGAUGGCGCAGUUCUCGCGCACGUCGCCCGAUGCACUCAUGCGCGCGAUGCCCGAGUACAAGGGCGCGAUCAACCUCUUGCGCAUCGUCAAGAACAUGCUGCACCUCGACGCAUCGAUCGCGCCGGACGCCGCGUGGCUCGAGUUUGCGGCCAAGUGGCGCGACUUUCAGGCCAACGCGAUUGUGAAGGAAGCGCUCUCGUACUUUGAAGCGCAAAUGGUGUCGGUCGAGGUGACGCGCGGUGGGUCAACGUACACGGUGUACUUUCUCCAGCCCAAGGUCGCUAAGCUUUUCACCGACGAGCUCCGCACGCGGCUCUUGGACGCCAUGGACAUUGGCACGGAGCAAGCGCUCGACGUGCUUGUCUCGGAGGCUGCCACGGAUGUGGUCGACGAACUCAACGUGAUGAAGUACCUCAGCAAGAACCAGUUUUACUCGACCAUGAGCAAGUGGGCGCCGUGGGUCCGCGCCAACAUGCUCCGCCUGUGCUUUUACAUCAACUUUGUCAUGCUCUUGAGCGUCGACCUCAACGACAUGCCAGCCAUCGGUCUUCCCACAAGCGUUGUGCCCAAGGAUGAUGCCAAACUCGCGCCGUACUUUAUCUCGAUGCUCGGAUUCGUACUGCUCCUCAUGGCGACCACGCUCUGGCUCUACUACGCCUUCUCGGCCUUUUGCUUCAACUACGCCAAGCAGCAAGUGUCGUCAUUGACCAAGCUCACGCUUUUGCCGGGCGCAGCGAUCCGCCAAACGAUGCUCGAUGCCUUUGCCGGUCCGCUCUAUUACUUUGAACUCUUCGUGGCAAUGUUCCUCGUGGUGUUCUACCUCAAGAUGGACACGGGCGUCAUCCAGAGCUGCGUCGCUGCGGCGCUCGUGUGGCUCAUCUACAGCCUCUUCGCAGCGCUCCGCGUCGUCUCGGGCCAAAUCCGGUUUGUCGUCAACGCAGACGCGACUGACGUCACGUCGACGGUGACGAGCAUGCUCACGUUUGUCUUCAACGUGCUCUUCGACACGGCGUUUACGGACAAUGUACUGCUCAUGGGCACCUACGCGCUUUGCUUCCUCCUCGGCGUCGGUCUCUCGAUGCCGUGGAUGACGUCGCUUGUCUCGACGGGUCCGUGGGGCCUCGUCUUUUUCGGCUUUCCGCUCGUCGACAUUCUCGCGACCAAUGAAAAGCUGCGCUUCAUCGCGCAAGCGAUGCGCAGCAACUUUGGCAAGCUCGGGGUCACGGCCAUCUUUGGCGCGAUCGUCAUUUACAUCUUCUCGCUCAUUGGCUUUUUCUUUCUCCAAGCCGAAAUGACGAGCGACGACGACGGAUCUCUCUGCUCAACCUUGCUCGAGUGUUAUGCGUCCUACAUUCGCUACGGGUUGCUGGCGGGCGGCGGCAUUGGCGACUACAUGUCGUCGUCGCUCGGGCACAACCUCGACUACGCCCAGCCCAAGCUCUACUUUCAGCGCAUGGUCUACGACAUGGCGUUCUACGUCAUUGUCAUCACGCUCUUCCUCAACAUGAUCCAAGGGAUCAUCAUCGACGCCUUCACGUCCGUGCGCGAAGAGUCCGAGCAAAAGGCCGCCAUGAAGCGCGACCGCUGCCUAGUGUGCAACCGGUCGCGCAACGCGAUUGAAGUCGCGGGUAUGGAGAAGGGUCUCCUCAACAACUUUGGCCGCCACACAGAGACCGAGCACAACCUCUUCCACUACUUUUUCUACAUCCAAUAUAUCCUCGGCAAGGACGACAAGGAGCGCAACGGUAUCGAGUCGUACGUCUACGAGAAGCUCAAGACCAGCGACAUGUCGUGGAUCCCGCGCGUCUAAUUCGGCUGCUGCAAUACAACAUGUACAUGUGCCGACCUGCACUGUCGACGAUACAUCGCACAACUCGACUAAGAACUGAUUCGCGACAUUAGAAUCAAGCCGAUAACAGAGCGUGUAGGGCAGCGCAGUUGGUGCACGAGCACAGGAUCAUGGACGUCAGCUCUGAUGGCGUGUUGUCUACUCCUUCUCGUUGGCCGUAAAUCCUAAAAUCUCCAAAUUCGAGCAUUGA
Messenger RNA from Saprolegnia diclina VS20, 3083 nucleotides. RefSeq lists its product as hypothetical. Gene Ontology annotation, biological process: calcium ion transport; transmembrane transport. Gene Ontology annotation, molecular function: monoatomic ion channel activity. Bases 5 to 2854 code for a protein of 949 amino acids. NCBI's taxonomy places the organism in Eukaryota, Oomycota, Saprolegniomycetes, Saprolegniales, Saprolegniaceae. The transcript has 6 exons. Gene Ontology annotation, cellular component: membrane. The record is from RefSeq and is a predicted model, not a curated record.